AUGAGGAUUAUUUGCAGACAGAUUGUCUUGUUAUUUUCUGGAUUUUGGGGACUCGCCAUGGGAGCCUUUCCGAGCAGCGUGCAAAUAGGUGGUCUUUUCAUCCGAAACACAGAUCAGGAAUACACUGCUUUUCGAUUAGCAAUUUUUCUUCAUAACACCAGCCCCAAUGCAUCGGAAGCUCCUUUUAAUUUGGUACCUCAUGUGGACAACAUUGAGACAGCCAACAGUUUUGCUGUAACAAAUGCCUUCUGUUCCCAGUAUUCUAGAGGAGUUUUUGCCAUUUUUGGACUCUAUGAUAAGAGGUCUGUACAUACCUUGACCUCAUUCUGCAGCGCCUUACACAUCUCCCUCAUUACACCAAGCUUCCCUACUGAGGGGGAGAGCCAGUUCGUGCUGCAGUUAAGGCCUUCCUUACGAGGAGCACUCUUGAGUCUGCUGGAUCACUACGAAUGGAACUGUUUUGUUUUCCUGUAUGACACAGAUAGGGGAUACUCAAUACUGCAAGCUAUUAUGGAAAAAGCAGGACAAAAUGGCUGGCAUGUCAGUGCUAUAUGUGUGGAAAACUUUAAUGAUGUCAGCUAUAGACAACUUCUAGAAGAGCUUGACAGAAGGCAAGAGAAGAAAUUUGUAAUAGACUGUGAGAUAGAAAGGCUUCAAAACAUAUUAGAACAGAUUGUAAGUGUUGGGAAGCAUGUUAAAGGCUACCAUUAUAUCAUUGCAAACUUGUACACCUCUGCUCUGACUUAUGAUGGAGUCCUUGUGAUGGCCGAAACUUUCCGAAAUCUUAGAAGGCAAAAAAUUGAUAUUUCAAGGAGAGGAAAUGCUGGGGAUUGUUUGGCAAAUCCUGCUGCUCCAUGGGGUCAGGGGAUUGACAUGGAGAGGACACUCAAACAGGUUGGCUACUGGAAUGAUAUGGAUAAAUUGGUCUUGAUUCAAGAUGUACCUACUCUUGGCAAUGACACAGCAGCUAUUGAAAACAGAACAGUAGUUGUAACCACAAUUAUGGAAUCCCCAUAUGUUAUGUACAAGAAGAAUCAUGAAAUGUUUGAAGGAAAUGACAAGUAUGAAGGAUACUGUGUAGAUUUGGCAUCUGAAAUUGCAAAACAUAUUGGUAUCAAGUAUAAAAUUGCCAUUGUCCCUGAUGGAAAAUAUGGAGCAAGGGAUGCAGACACAAAAAUCUGGAAUGGGAUGGUAGGAGAACUUGUUUAUGGGAAAGCAGAGAUUGCUAUUGCCCCUUUGACAAUCACUUUGGUUCGAGAGGAGGUCAUUGAUUUCUCUAAGCCCUUCAUGAGUUUGGGCAUAUCUAUCAUGAUCAAAAAGCCUCAGAAAUCUAAACCAGGAGUGUUUUCCUUCUUGGACCCUCUGGCCUAUGAGAUUUGGAUGUGCAUUGUCUUUGCCUACAUUGGUGUCAGCGUGGUCUUGUUCCUAGUUAGUAGGUUUAGCCCAUACGAAUGGCACACAGAAGAGCCAGAGGAUGGAAAGGAAGGACCGAGCGACCAGCCUCCCAAUGAGUUUGGCAUCUUUAACAGCCUCUGGUUUUCCCUGGGUGCUUUUAUGCAGCAAGGAUGUGACAUUUCACCCAGAUCCCUCUCAGGUCGAAUUGUUGGAGGUGUUUGGUGGUUCUUUACACUCAUCAUUAUAUCAUCUUAUACUGCUAACCUCGCUGCUUUCCUGACCGUUGAGCGAAUGGUCUCCCCCAUAGAAAGUGCAGAAGACCUGGCCAAACAAACAGAAAUUGCCUAUGGAACAUUGGAUUCAGGGUCAACAAAGGAAUUCUUCAGAAGAUCAAAAAUAGCAGUGUAUGAAAAGAUGUGGACCUACAUGCGAUCAGCAGAGCCGUCCGUGUUCACUAGAACUACAGCUGAGGGAGUAGCUCGUGUCCGCAAAUCCAAGGGCAAAUUUGCCUUUCUCCUGGAGUCCACUAUGAAUGAAUACAUUGAGCAGCGAAAGCCAUGUGACACGAUGAAAGUGGGAGGAAAUCUGGAUUCCAAAGGCUAUGGAGUAGCAACGCCCAAGGGUUCCUCAUUAAGAACUCCUGUAAACCUUGCCGUUUUGAAACUCAGUGAGGCAGGCGUCUUAGACAAGCUGAAAAACAAAUGGUGGUACGAUAAAGGUGAAUGUGGACCCAAGGACUCUGGAAGCAAGGACAAGACGAGUGCCUUGAGCCUGAGCAACGUAGCAGGCGUCUUCUACAUUCUGGUUGGCGGCUUGGGCUUGGCAAUGCUGGUGGCUUUGAUAGAGUUCUGUUACAAGUCCAGGGCAGAAGCGAAGAGAAUGAAGCUGACCUUUUCUGAAGCCAUAAGAAACAAAGCCAGAUUAUCCAUCACUGGGAGUGUCGGAGAAAAUGGCCGUGUCUUGACACCCGACUGCCCAAAGGCUGUACACGCUGGAACUGCAAUUAGACAAAGUUCAGGAUUGGCUGUCAUUGCAUCGGACCUACCAUAA
Trichechus manatus latirostris (Florida manatee) is the source of this 2445-nucleotide messenger RNA. It is a transcript of the gene GRIA4, whose product is annotated as glutamate ionotropic receptor AMPA type subunit 4. Gene Ontology annotation, cellular component: postsynaptic density membrane; dendritic spine; AMPA glutamate receptor complex. Gene Ontology annotation, molecular function: AMPA glutamate receptor activity; transmitter-gated monoatomic ion channel activity involved in regulation of postsynaptic membrane potential. The transcript has 14 exons. Gene Ontology annotation, biological process: synaptic transmission, glutamatergic; modulation of chemical synaptic transmission; monoatomic ion transport. The record is from RefSeq and is a predicted model, not a curated record. Bases 1 to 2445 code for a protein of 814 amino acids. Lineage: Eukaryota; Metazoa; Chordata; Mammalia; Sirenia; Trichechidae.